Messenger RNA from Phytomonas sp. EM1, 1020 nucleotides. The record is from the annotation of a GenBank genome assembly. Lineage: Eukaryota; Euglenozoa; Kinetoplastea; Trypanosomatida; Trypanosomatidae.
AUGACUGACAAAAGUGUUUAUGGAGGCCUAUUCCAAGACCCGCCGUACAUAUCAACGGACCCGGAUCCUGCGAAAACGGAUCCAUAUGACAAGCAGGAUUGCAUUCCAUCCCGCUAUUUGGGCAAAUCCAUGCUAGCGGGCCCCUCGAGGGAUUACUUUUCGGAUAAGUUUCUAACCCUCGCCUCAACCGAGCAAAACGCCGAUGUCAUCGCGGCAAAUGCGAAGCGAUUGCGGACUCAGCCCGCGGGCCCGUCGCCGAAGAACAUCGCGGAUACAGAGUUCCGCUACACCUCCCCUGCCAAACAGAGCACGGGCCCUGGAAGCUACUACGGAUGUUUCCAAAGCAAGCCGUACGAGUACCUUACCGAGCCAUGGGAGGAAGGGGGGAAGAAAAGCAAGCGGGAAAAAAAAUCCGCUGCCAAGGCGGCGGCAGCCGCCGCGGCCCUCGCGGAAGAGUACAAACAUCUCCCUAAUAUCAAAACAAACCCGCCUAAAAAGGGCACCUAUGGCUACCCCGGCCUCCUCCUCUCCCGGGAGAUCUUCAACGAGAGCCUGGAGGAAGGUGGAAAAGGAUUCGCGGCGAAGGGCGCUCCUCACAAGGCGAAGGUGGAGCCGCCCGCGAUCGGCCCGGUCUUUCGCGUACCCGGGGUGAGCCACGCCUUUCUGGAUGAGCUCCCCAACACCGGCGUUUCCGCGAUUUACGCGGAUUACCACCCCCCGGCGACUCCACGGUCGCGUCGGAGCAUUCACAAGCGCGCCGCCGCCGACGUCAAGACGUUGAUUCAAAAGCCCUUUAACUGGUCCGCGUACAAGGCGAGCAACGGGGGAUGUAUUAAUUCGUUUCCGAACGUCUGGAUCGACCCCGCCACACAGGUGUCGGGGAAACCGAGCAAACACCGCAAGGCUCGGGAAGAGGCGGAAAAGACCGAGGUGCAGCGGAUGAAAGAGGCACCCAAAUGGACCCCGAACUCGUUCGGGAAGACUUCCAUCAUAUCAUCCUGUCUGCGUCGAUUUUACUAA